Molecule: messenger RNA, 702 nt
Organism: Rotaria sordida
Lineage: Eukaryota; Metazoa; Rotifera; Eurotatoria; Philodinida; Philodinidae
Source: the annotation of a GenBank genome assembly
AUGAGUUUUAUCCAUUAUGAUAUACUAUUCAUUAGAGAUUUUCUUUUAUCUAUAAUACAAAUAAUUUUAGUGACCAUAUCAACAGCUACUGGUUGUUUCUCAUCAGACACAUUAGUUACAUUAAUCAAUCUACAACAAAUUCCAAUCGAAAAACUUCAAAUUGGUGAUGAAUUACUUACUAUUGAUGGAACUAAGAUUGUUUCUACUGAAAUGAUAAUGAUGCUUGAUCAGAAUCAACAUUCAUCAGUAAUGUUUUAUACUAUUAUAACUGGAUCUGAACAUAAAGUAAGUCUUACUAGCCAUCAUUUGAUAGGAAUGAUUAAUAAUGAUGGAGAUAUAAGUUACAUACCAAUCAAAGAUAUCAAACAUGGUGAUAUUCUUCGUGUUAUCACAAAUGGACAAAUUUAUUCAUCUCCUGUCAUCGAUAUAAAAAUGGAAAUAAAGAAUGGAUACUAUGCUCCAUUAACUAUGACUGGCACAUUAUUAGUGAAUAAUAUUGAUGCUAGUUGUUUUUCAAAUGUUAAAAAUCAUGAUAUUGUACAAUUUUAUAUGAGUCCUAUACGUUGGUACUAUAGAUUAAGUCGAUUAUUGUUCAUUGAAAAGCCAUUUGGUGAUAAAAGUGUCGAUGGAAUACAUUAUAUAGCACAGAUGUUAUAUGAGAUUGCUCUAUCAAUUUAUCCAUCGAUUUUGCAUUUCACCUAA